AUGAACAAAUCAACUUUGCUCUGGCAGCCGAACGAGCCAUCAGGUGAUGGAACGUGUGUGGUCAUUGCAAAGGAGUAUCCAUCACAAACGUACGGGAAGUAUAAUGACUUGAGCUGCGAAACGAUCAAAGGAUUCAUUUGCGAAGUGAGGUUUCCCACAGGUAAAAAAAAAAUUAUACAGUUGAUCUAAGAACUAACUGAAUUGUUGAGAUGUUAUUAAAUUCUUCCAGUGGGGGGGCCUGAAGGGUCUGGACACCCCUUCCCCUCUGAGUUGUUUUUUUCGUUUUUUUCACAACUUUUCUGGUACCAAAAUUUUUGCAAUGACAGGAGCGAACACUACUAAUCCAUCGACUGAUUUCAUUUUCUCUCUCUCCAUCUCGCUUACGCGUUGGUGCUAAAUUCUAGGUGUCUUUUGAGAAAGGGGGAGGGGUUACUCUCUAUCGUGCAAUCUUUUUACCAGGGGCAAGAAAUGGAUGUUCCAAUCCUUUACGAGUGGGAGUCAAGGGCCUAAAUGCAUAGUGAUGUACACGCCGAUAUACACUCUAUAAUGCUGCGUACAAGUAGCGGACAGUUUACGUAUCCAAUAUCAAUAAUUUUUCGAUAGUUAUGAUUUCGUUUUCUCUCAUUUCAUUUUCAAAAGAGAGGGAUGUAAAUGGACAACACUUCAGGUUUAAGUAUAAUUUUGAAUAUUGGAGUAUCCAUAGCAACUUGCGAUCGUCUUUUCAACAUUUUUAAAUUGUCAUACGAGGCAUACAACAGCGAAGGGAUUCCAAGUAGAUUAUAAGCAGGGUAAACUAUACCCUGUAUAUACUUGGCAUCUUCCUUUAAUCUUUACUUUACCACGUUAAAUUUCGCUCCCUCGCAAAAUAAACACAAUUGAUAUUAGAGAGAUUGCAGCUUGCGAAGCGGAUUUGCUCAUGAAUUGAAGGGGUUGUGGAAAUUCCUUGCCACACGGAUCCUGAUUUUUUGUAUCUGUCUCGUAAGCCUCGGUCAGUGUAACACAUGAGUAUUCCAAGGAAGGAAAGAAAAAAAACAAAACAAACUUUGUGUUUGAUGAUUUGCCGGUAUGGAAAUUAACUAAUUUAGCCACAGCUGACCCAAGCUUUGACGGAAAAGAGCAUGUGCGUAAGUAGUACGUGUCACGACUUAUAUAGAUUCGCCCUUGUUUCGCAUCAACAACCUGUACAUCAUUCCAAAAAGCUUUCCAAAAAUUUUAAACUCCACGAUUCCAGGAAGAGUGUGAUCGACUGGAUCAAAAUUAACGUAUUUAGCCACAGGUCUUCAGGCUUGUGGCAUAUACAUCUCCGUCCAAGGUUUACGUUACGCAACAAUCGAUAUUCUUCUCUUGCUUUGCCUUAGUUAGGAUUAUCAUUCAAGUUGUUUAUUUAUGUUAAAAGAGCUUCAUAUCCUCUAAAUCGAUUUUUGGAUUUUUUGGCACUUUCGUGUUUAAAGUCAUCAGUUCUCAGCAUGAGUGGAAACACGAUUGUAAAAGGCUACGUGAUGAAAAUUUUCCUCCAUUGAAAAGGGAUUUGAGUCUGAUUUAUCUCAUCGAAUAUUAUACGAUCUGUGCUAUUAUCGUAUCACGUAAACGAGCCGUCAUUGAAACAAUGCAAUUAAUUUAGAUAUGAGUAUACCAAGCUGACUUACAGACAGUGCAUGCAACACUAACGAGAGCCGAAAAAGAGUUUGAAUAACCUCAUGAUAGCUUUGAAAAAAACAUUUUGACUUCUUAAAUAAGCACAUUAAUUCAAAAUGAGCAAGAAAAGAUUGAAAAAAAAAAAAGAACUGGCAGGAAUAUUUACUUUGCACAAUAUUUUUGUUGAACCGUCAAACUAGGUGAUAAACGGUAUCUAAGUGUAAUCUAUGUCCUUUGUGCUUUGCAAUAUUCCCAUUAUAACUUUGCAAGGGAUUAUCACUCCUCAUUGUGUAUUAUAUUUUGAACACGAACGAAAAGUCAUGCAAAAUACAUUCAUGGAUUAGAAACUCGUUGGAAAAACUUCAAGAACAAGUGAUUACACAAAACAUUACCACAUUUACAGAAAACACACAAAAUCAGCAAGAUCUUGAUACGCUAUUGUAAUUUCCGAGUUGCACUUUUGAGCUUAAGUUUUGUGUUCCUUUUUAUUUAUCUCAAUUUGCCUGCCUAUUGUUAUUGUCUCCUCUGUACGUAACUAGCCUUUUCUACGAUUCCAACGGCUUUCCAUGGCAAGAUAAAGGGUCUGAAGAGUCUUUUCUGUAACAAUCUGUCAUUGUAAGUCAAUAGACGCAAGUCAAGCCAGCUUUAUUUAUUUUUUCUAUAGCUUUACUCGUCAAUAACCCCUAGGAACAAUGUAGGGGAUUGUUAGCUUUUCUUCUGCGCCCUGAAAACCAUUACCGAUCAGAAAAAGUAACCGCGACUCAUAUUUCAGUUCUUCCAUCUAAUAGUAGCGGCAUUGCUGGUCUCAAAGGUAGAGUAGUUAAGAAAAAAAUCAACAUGCGACAAGAGAGCCGUAAUGGACAGUUCAUUAGUAUACUAAAUAAUAUUUGCUUCGCUGAUGAAAAGCUAACACCUUGUCACAUUCGCAGUAAUCGGAUUGGCUGGUGGGCAGAUUGGCGCACGCUUAAUACAAAUAUCUAAAAAUUCUGACAGGCAGAUGGAAGAACAAGACAACGGGAAGCGAAGCCUUCUUGCUGAUGAGAAAAUUUGUAUCAAUGAUAAAAGAAGAAACUAGAAAUGAAAUUUGGAGUUAAAAUCCACGUAUAAAAAAUGAAAAGCCGCGAUUUCCUUUUCAUUAUCUUGGCUCAGGUCAGUAGAUAAUACUUAUGAGAAGUAACAAAAUGACCAAAGACUUUACUUCAUCCUGCAGAGAUCGACUUAACUUUCUUUUGUAAUCUCUGAUAGAUAAUUUUACCUUUCUCGUCUUCGACAGAAGGUAAGUGCUUUAUUUAAGAACCGCGAAUACACAUUCUCGCAGGCCACCUUUUUGUACUUUGCCACGGCGGCCAUUGUACCUAUCCUAAAACUCGUCAAAUUAUCAUUUCCUUCGCACUGUUCGGACGGAAUAUUGGUGACUUUAAACAGAAUUUUAUAAGUCUCGUAAAUCCACGGUAAAGAGCAGUCAAGAAGAAGAAUAACAAGCAUAAAAUUAGUACAAAUCUAUCGAAAAUUAAUCUGUUUUUCACGGUCGCAUUUAAAAAAGUAACUGCAACUCCAAUUUUGUUCGAGUCAAAUUUUCUUAAUAAACGUAAUUUAACAGAUUAAAGACUACGAGAUAAUGAGCGGGUUUUUUAGUGUAGCUUCUCUUAGCACUAAAUUGGAUCUUUUCAGAGGACACGAGUCAGGCAACAAAACCAACAAAAUUUUAUUUUUCUUUGGAAAAUUGUCGACAUGAAUCAUCCGUUUUGCUUGCUGACAGUUAGGACUUAAGGAGAUUUAAUUACUACACUGAAAAACAAAAUUAGAAUCGGAAGCGAAUUACGAUAGCAAUUUCAAUUUAUCCUAAAUUGGUUUUAGCUUAAAGCUUGUGAACAGAUCGCAUAACCUACUGAAAAUUCUAGCGUCAUUUGCGAAUUUCGUUUCAACUUUAAGUUUAAACCAUGCUUUUCAGUACCAUAUUUACAGAUCUCCUCAAAGGAGAUCUGUAUAUAAAAACAAAAAACAAACAAAAAAAAAACCUUACUAAUCUAUCUAAAAAUGGACGAAACUUUGGUGAUGGUUCUUGUAGACUUGAAGUUUGAAACGUCAUUAGACCGGAAUCUUCCAUCAUCUCCUGUCGCUCGAAUCUAAACAUGUCAAGCUAAGCAAUGUCUGAGUAAUUAAGAUUACACUAUCAAAAAGUAUCUGGUAAAUUAAAAUUUCGAAAAUUACCGUUCGGAGAUCACACUAUAUAUUUAUCUUGGACACGAAAAAAAAAAGCGAAAUGAGGCCAUGUCGUGCUUCUUUUAUUUACAAUCAACAAGCUCUUAAUUCCGAAUAAAUUGUUUUUUAUUUCAAAUUUUCAGAGGAUGGAGGAUUAAAAUCCGUUGCUCAUGGUCGUUUAAAUUAUGGCGGCCAAGUCUUAAUUAAUUGAGUUCUUCAUUACGUCUUAUCUUUUAGUUGAAUAUUUCCUGAUCUUACAAUUUGUAAGUCGAUUCUAACAAGUUAAAUAUAAAGAUGCCUUUUUAUCCUAUCACAAUCGGCUCGUUUUGUAAAUAAAAAUGAUUUAUGCAUCACGAAGCUCGAGGGUUGAAUAAAACGACGCAGAAAUAAAAUGACAAAAAUAAGCAGAAAAUAUUCUUCAAGUUAUCUAAUGGCAAACAACGUACGCACGAUAACUAAGUUUUCCAUUAAUUCUUCUUUUUUUGGAACAAAAUGAUUGCUUCUAGCUACCAAUAUUACAGUGGACGUAUUGACUUGAGUUAGAUUCUCAAGACUGAUGUAUAAUCUUAUAAUUCUGCUAGUUUGCUUUUUUUCCGCUUUGUUGCGAAAAGCGCGGAAAAAUUUUUCGGAUUGUAGUUCGUAUUGCAGAAAGCUGGACCGGUUCACAAACGCACGAUUAGCCAAUCACAUUCUAGCAUUUAGGAUUCCGACCCGCUGAGAUGUUUCAUCCUUAUUAAUUCUUCCUUAGAAUCAUUCUUUAUAUUGACCCCAGGUCCUGACCUAGUUUUGGACGAAAAAUGGCUGAACAUUAGUGGCGACGAGAUCAAGGAACUGACUUCUGAUCCUCGCUACCCUGACAACGCCACAGAAAGUGGAUAUCUUCCUCUCUUCAAGGAUUAUAAUCCGAACGAAGUUUACCGCAACCAUGGAGCACGAUACCGUUCAUAUUUUCAAGCACAGGAGACUGGAAACUACACCUUUUAUACGUUUUGUGACGACAGCUGCCGCCUGUAUCUGAGUAGCGACGUCAAUCCCAAACAUAAAAAAACGAUUAUUAAUCAAACCCAACAUGUAGACCACGUAAACGAGAGCAACUGUUGCAGGUAUAACUACCUUUGUCUUUUUAUUAAAUCUACGGCUGGAGAACUAGGGCUAGAGAACUAGCCCUAGAAUUAUAACCAGCUUAUAACCUUUUUUCUGAAUACAUAUACUAAAAGUGAAACACGACAUGAAAGAUAAACAACGACCUCGAAGUGAUUCCCAAAUGAAUGUACCUUAUUUUUUGUGUACUCACAUCUGCUUUAGCUAUCGAAAGCUUGUAAUGAAUGCUGAUAGGAGAUGUAAACAAAAACAAAACAAGAAAAACAAUUAACUUUUCAAGAAUUAAUUUAAUGUUCUCUCGCAUAAUCUUAACAUCAGUUUCAUUUUGUUUCAUUCGAAGUCAAGUAACUUGAAAGAAUUAGUUUGAUUACAUUCGUUGUUUCUCAAUUCGUUUCAUACAAAGUCAAGUGAAUUUAAUGAAUUAGUUUCACGGCAUUCGGUGUAAAUUUAAAAUCAUUUGUACUGAGCUUCGUUUUCUUACACGACUUUUGCAGCGAUUUAGAUGAUAUGCAAAUAUCUCCUCCUCAAUAUCUAGAGGAGUCAAGACUCCACUACAUAGAACUUUUGUUUAAGCAAGGCAAAGGGAAUUCGAGGAUGUAUGUAGCCAUGAGAACACCUAGUGGCCAGAUGGUAUUGCCAAUUAAUUGCGAACAUUUGGUGAAACAGGUACCCCUGUACGGUAAGUACUACUAAAUUGAAAUGUUUAUCUUCCUUUUCAUAGGCUUUUAUUAUAAGGUCGUCAACCCAGAGAAAACAAACAUAUCAUUAAGUUUACUUCCAAAUAUCCUAUUAUUUAUUAUGCUAUAAUCAGAGUUCAAAUGUUUCUCAAUUUGAAAGCAAUUGGUGAAUGUAACACAAAAUAUCUUGACAUUAAGAGCUCUUGAGAAGAUAAGGCGCGCCACUUAGACAGGAGAGACAUGCCCCUCCCCUCCCCCAAAGAAAAGACUCAAGGAUCGGUAUGAUAUUUUAACAAUGUACACGCUUACCAAUAAGAGGGAUCCAUGAGAGGACAAUAUUAUUAUACAAAAACAUUUAAGCUGAGUUUACUUAUAAUCCAGCCAACUUUCCUAGAUAUUCCUGGGGAUGGUUGUAAGACCGAAGGAGAUCCGAGGUAUCCCGAUUACGUAAAUUGCACGGCACUUUCGGAUACGCAAAAGGUAUGAAGAAUCAAAAAUUUAACUCAGUGAUCCACCUCAUAAAUAUGAACUGAGAACCAUCUAUUACAUCGCAGGUGGACCGUGCCAUUUCUUUAUUAAGAGAUUUGAGGUCUCGUGUGAACGACAGAAGUCCUACUGCUGAUUUUUUCCGUUCGGUGAUGAAGGUAGGACAGAAAGACAUCAUAAUAGCAUUUCAAUUGCUCCUCAAUUUCUGCUUUUCUCAAGAAGGCCUCAUGAGUAUAUUUACUUGUGUGCUUUAAAGCAGUCCUUAUGUCUUCUGUAAUAAGUCUUACACUUGACUGUCUAUUUUUAUUUGCUUGUCAGAAGCCAUUAUUUGAAAGUGUGAAUUUGCAACGUAAUCUCGGAGAUUUAGGAAAAUAGUAAUCGUCUUCAUGCAGAAAAGUAAUUAUAGCUGUUUGGGACGAGUUUCCAAUUUUUUAAAUUUUCUCUCAUGUAUUUCUUAUGCUUCUGCGAAAGUUAAUUUACGUGUAUUCUUUUCGUUUCUUCACUUAUUCAUUUAUUCGCCAUUACUUUCUUCAUGUAAAUUACGCUUCCCUACAUUUUCCACAUUUUACGUCCUUAUAAUUGUUUGUAUUUUAUUUUUGAUUCUGUUUAAACCCCUUCCUAUAUUUCUCUCAGCACUUGUCGCGUCGUAUCUUUGUACAUAUUCUCCCAGCUAAUCUUUUUUAGUAUAAUUUGGGAGGGUCUUUUUCCUGCCUUCUAGGAAUUUACUUCUACUUCACACAUUAAAAUAAAAUGGUUUAAACUCUGUGUGGCGUGGUUUCUUUACUUGUGUGACCUGGCCUCUAGACCUGUGUGACCUGGCUUAGGUUCUUCAACUAUUUCAGAUUGUAAUAAACUUCUAAUCAUUAUAAUAAAAUCAAACCCACACAGACCGCUGGAAAGAGGACAAGUGAUCUGCUAGAAGAUCUAGAUAACAUUCGUGUGAACCAGAACACUUCUGAAUCAAACCUUGGUUUUACAAUCGCCAGAGAGGUUGAACGUCUCGGAGAAAGCAUCGCUUCUCGUGUGAGCAAAGAUACACCAGUGAUAGCUGUUAAUUAUUCAAGUUUAGGUACACACUACUACAUAGUUUUCUACGUUUUUUUAGACUUGUGUAUUAAUAGUUUGCUGAUAAGGAAUAAAUAUUGCAUGGAAAUCUGAAGCAAAUUAUUUAAUAUCAACAGUAAACUAGCUCUAUGAAAGCUAUAUGAUAAUUAACUGAGAAAAACAUAUCUUUUCUUUGAUUUCGAUAAAAUGUGGUGAAUUUUGCUGAACCUUAAAUACUGACAGUAUAUCUCUGUGUUUAAGAUAUGAAAGCGGGUUAUGGAAAUCUGGACGCUUCCUUCAAAAGCUCUACACCUUCGAGUAAUUCUGAAAGCGAAAACAGCAUAACCAUUUCUCUGGGAAAUUCAACACGAGGUAAUUCAGUCAUUACUGUAAUCUUAAGUUUAUUGUUCCUGAAUGUUUAUUGUUAUAAAACAAUAGCAGGGAUUUUAUUGUUUUAACAGCUACCACAUCUCAAAGAUUAAAAGCUAUUAAAGGCUAUAUCGGCGCAUUUAGGUUUCCACCAACAAAAGUUAAAUUCUCAAAACGCUCAUAAACGCUUCUCUUACUACCUCUAAAUUACAGUCCAAGUAAAUUGUGACGUAACAUUUGAUGAAGAAAUUGCUUUUCCUACUACGUGAUCGAGAAUUAUCGUCUAUUAUUAAGAACACUUUGCAGUCAAACGACUGAAUUACGUGAAUAUGUACAAUACAAUAAGACGAAUAUUAAAAAAUAUACAUAAAUAUAUAUAUAUAUAUAUAUAAUGUACUGUGGCUAAUAACAAAACUGUCUCUAAAUCUGUCAGUCUUGCACACGAGUGCGGUAAAGGUGUGACCAGAUCUAAAGUUGUACAUCUGCAGGGAACGUGUUGUAAUUCUCUUAUCUAAUCAUUUUUAUAGGACAAGAUGGAACGCGAUUCUUUGCUGCAUUUUACAGAUCAUUGGAAAAAGUUCUUCAAAUGAAUAUCAGCCACGUAUACAGGUGGGGCUUACUGACUCGAAAUAUUUUUGCAUUUAGUGGAUCAUUUAUCGAAAAGCAUCAGUUAGUGCCUUUUCUUUCACGGAUUUCCGGCAUAAAGGUGGGAAACGCCUUCAGAAAGGCUAAUUACUUUAAACUUAUGAUGUAAGAGUUAGUCAUCAACCACAUGCAUAGACAGGUCUCACAGGACAACCCUUACACGGAAAGUAAAACUAACAAACUGUUUCCACUUAAUGGAAAGUGCGAGAGGCCCCUUGUGUUUUAAAGUUUUCAUAUGAAUCAUACAUAAACAUAAAUGAAUUUUUUUCCUUGCGACAGCAAUGAAUCCAGCCAGCAAGUGCCCCACUUUUUGAACAGCAAAAUCAUAUCAGGAUCGAUAAUCCCUGAUUCAAACAAGUCUUUCAAUGGCGAAGUUACCAUUCGAUUGGAGCACACACAGGUUGAUAUUUCAAGCGUGUUACAAGUAUUUUUGACGAACAGUUCUGUCGAUACUGUUUAAUUCCCAUUCCUGAUUCUAGUACACGUGAAGCGUAAAAGCUAAGAGCGAUAAGCUGCAACUUAAGUGAUCUACGUUUUCUGUUAAAAAAAGUAGUACCAAUGUAAAUAUGAGCUUAAUAUCAAAACAAAGAGACCAUUGUAACCGAUUCAUUCUAACCAAGAAAUCAAAAUUAUAGAUAUUACAAAUUAAUCAAAGUUAGAAAGUUAUUAAUUUAUAUGGGGUUUUUUUUAGGAAGUGCGUUGGAUAAUAAGUAGAAUGAUUGGAAAUUAAUUUUGGUAAAACUUUACACGAGGGAGAGUUGCCAUUCCUAACGCCUAGGAGAGAGACGAGAGUCACUAAAUAUCCACUACAACUUACUGAUUGCUCAAGACUUACCAUUUCAUUCUCGUUUUUAUUAUACAAGUUCAAAACCUCGGAGCACAUGUCUAUGGAGUGUGCUUUUUGGAGAUUUCCAAAGGGAAACUCAAGCAACUCAUCGGGCUACUGGUCGAUUGAUGGAUGUAACAAAGACGAGGGGCUUUCAAACGCUGAGGCCACAGUGUGUCGUUGUAACCACCUUACUCACUUUGGUAUACUUAUGAGAGUCUCUGAUGAUACACAGGUAUAAUAACUUAUUGUACUCCUUUAUGCAAGAGCGUAUAUGUAGGUUGCCAUGAAAUUUCUCUGAGUGAAUCAAAAUCCCUAUCAGAGUGAAUGCUAUCUACUAUAAAUGCUUACUAAGACGACAUUUUAGAAAUUCUACUUUGACUUCUCAGUUGUCCAUUUAGUCGCUCGCUCGCUGUCUCAUUCAUUCAUUUAUUCAUUCAUUCUGUCAGUCAGUCCAUUGGUCAGUUAGACUGCCCAUUGGUUAAUUAGUCUGUCCAUUGGUUAGUUAGGCUGUCAUUCUGUAUGUCUAUCUGACUGCCAAUCAGCGUCUUUGUGUUUGCUUGUCGGUCAGCCUAGAUCUCGUGUGUGACUGUGUCCAUGUCUCUUUGUAUGUCGGUUGUUUUUGUGACAUUUGAAUGUUUCUUUUCUUAAAUUGAUCCAAACCUCAAAACAUGAAAACUCUCCAAGGUGUAUUAAGUAUUCAGCGGCGUCUACUUGCACAGGUAACCCAGCCAGGUCAGCCUCACGUUCAAGCCUUGCAACUUAUCACAUAUAUUGGUUGUGGCUUAUCACUUUUAGGAGAAAUUCUCACAGUUGUUGCGAUCACAUGUCUCAAGUAAGUUAACGGAUGCAACGUAAAUAAUUUGGUCAGUAAAUUGUCUUUUCUAUUUGUGUUCCCUGACAGAAUUCUGACUUUCGAAAAAAAUUGACACCACUUAAUAUCCUGGCGAGAUAACAAUUUGAUUGCUGUACAUAUUUUGGCAGGUUGACUAAAUCCGAAACAAGUAUAAUUCAUCUGAACCUCGUCGUGGCGCUGGCAGUUGCCCAGAUCACUUUCCUGACAGGAAUCGAGGCCACACAGAACAAGGUGAUAGCGAUACUGGUUUUCUUAAUAAUACGCUUAAUGAUCUGCAUAACGACUUAACAUCUAAUAGGAUGAAAGGAAUAAAAAAGAGAGGAACUUUAAGAGGACAAAAGUGACAAAGAAAUCGAAAUGAUUAAACAAAGAGCGAUGCUCUGUUGCACUCCGAUGUCCUAUUCAGCACUGAUUUCUAAUUGUAUAAGUUGUUAUAAAUGCGGUAAAACAUUACUCAGCGAACUUUUCAAGUCCUUAUUAAUAUCUCAUUAUUCACACUUCCAACCUAAAUUAAACCUAACAUAAUUUUUAUUGCUGGUAUUAGGCAGCUUGCAAGAUCGUGGCCGUCCUUCUCCACUAUUUUAACAUUGUCUCGUUCUGCUGGAUGUUGGUCGAGGGGGUUUGGCUCUACCUGAUGAUAGUAAGAGUGUUUGAGACGGGACACAGCAGAAUAAAGAAAUACUGCGCUUGCGCAUGGGGUAGGCCAACUAUUGUUUAUAAACCGCUCGCCUCAUCGUUCUGUUAGCUUUCUUUAUCUCUAGUCAUCAAACUCUUUCUUUCUUUUUAUCUUUUUACCGUUGUCAUUUUUUCCUUGUAUGGUAAGUAUGUGAUUAUCGGAACUCUUUAUCACCACUCGAUUGCAUGCACUGCUUCAAAGACUAAAGGCAGAUCAGUUAUUUUCAAAGCCUUUCUCGUGUUUAAUUGCCAACUUUGUAUUAAUUUUUUUUAACUCACAACAGAAAUUGAUGAAUAUAGAUAGCUUUUUUAAAGUAGAAGCACGUACUGGAUCUCUUUUCAAGUGAGACGGUAGUUCAGAAAACCGACCAUUAUGAAAUGAAUCAAACAGCCUAUUUAACUGAGCUUUGAACUGAUUUAAACAGGAUUUCCAUUUGUAUUUGUUGUGAUCACAUUAUCUGCAAGUUUUGACGGAUAUGGCACAGAAACAAGGUAAGUAAGCUUUCAUUAAUUUAUCAAUCAACGUCGGAAAUAACCAGCACGCCGUUUGAAUGAACAGAAAAACGAAGAAUUGACACGAUGAACCUCAUAUCCAUAAACCUGCAUCUCAUACAGCGCCAAUUAGCAAAACGAUCAUGCUCGAAAUACGUUGCUUCUGAAGUAAAAAGUUAACAUCAGUUAUCGUUUUUAUUUGCCAAAUUUGGCACUUCAUACAUAUCUCUUCUCUACAUUCGUUUCUUUCUUUUUUUGCAGUUGCUGGUUAUCUGUUCAGAAAGGAACCAUUUGGAGUUUCGUCGUACCCGUUAUUCUCAUUGCUUUGGUAUGAAAAUUUCCAAUUUACCUUUUUCCGUUUCCUUUGACAUAUGGUGAUAAUGGGCUCACUUUUCUGUCUUUGUUUCCAUAGGCAAAUUCGAUCAUACUUGGGAUGGUUGUUAAGGAGAUUCUCAGGUUGAAUCAUCCAACAACAGAAAAUAGUACAAAAUAUCAGUCUGCAAGGUAGGAUGAACACACGUUGAGUGACACGGUAAGAGAGUUUUCAGUUUCCUGAAACUUUAAAUUAGAAAUGGACUACGUCAGGUAAUUUCCACCAUCUCACAUCAGGUAUCUACGUCUUAUGUCUGUUCAAUAUCGUAAACCUUUCCUUUGUCACUGCUACCUUAUUCCUUGUAAAUUGUUAUCACUUGGACAAGGCCAGACUCAUGCUCUGUCGUCACCCUUUUCGUAUAUCUGCAGAGGAAUCUAGGAAGGGGAUCAAGGCCCGUAAAGGCGCUUGAUGCAAUGCGAGCUCGCUAGAUCCUUCUCAUCAAUUACUUCCCGAAUAAGGAGAAGGGACUGGAUACAAGUGUGGGGAGAUCUAAGCACACCAAUUUUAUCGUAACAGGUCAGGUGUUCAGUCGGCCAUUGUACUCCUACCUUUGUUGGGGAUUACAUGGUUAUUUGGAGUAUUGACAUUCAACAGCGAUACUUUGGCAUUUCAGUAUCUGUUCGCCAUUUUUAACUCGAUACAGGUUUGUAAUAAGUUUUGUUUCAUAGUUUAAUGCCAAAUUCAAGGAUAUACUCUCAGAACAGGCAAGAAUAACUUUAAAAAAGGUCAAAAUGAUGGUAACGGAUAAAGAAGAUUACCCCAGUGAACAAAUGGAACACUCUUCCCGAAACAAAAAGGCUACUUCUCAUAACUGGACGAGAGUUGGCGAAGCAGCGUAAGACCGUCAAAUCAUGUUUCAACCUAUGGUAUUCUGCAAACCGUUCAUGUAAAUCUGUGAUAUAUUUACUUCGUUUUCUCAUCACAAGGUUCAUCGCCGUGCUCCAUUCUUAAAUAUGCCCUCCGGGCCUGAAUUUGUAUCGAGAUAAAGAGGAAAAUAUUUUUUUUCAUUUUUCCAGGGAUUUUUCAUCUUCUUGUUUCACUGUCUUCUCAACUCUGAGGUGAGUAUGCCUCCCCACUGAAGAAGUAGAAGAUACUGAUAAACCAUCCGUAAUAUUUAAAAAAUGAUCAAGAUUAAGACAGGGAGGUUACGUUCUGUUGCUUAUGAUAGGUGAGAAGAGCCUUUCACAGGAAAAAGAAGGUAUGGUCCGAGUCGCAUGACGCGUUCCAAACACAUUCACUGACUCCACAAAACUACAAUGACAUCUCCAAGGAGACCCUCUCCACUGGAAACGACGUCAGGGUAAAUGGCAAAAAAAUAAUUCAUUUAAGUACAGCUAGACCACUAAGUGCAUAUCGUGAGGUAUGUCAGCUACACAGGCUUGAGACCCGAUAUUUACCGCGCGAAGCGGCGGUAAAAGUCUAAUUUUAAAACACAAAAUGCAGAACUGUUUGGCAACGAGAAGUUGAACCUUUCACCUAGCAACUGAUAGCAAAAAAUUCGUUGAUUGAUUGACUUAAAGAUAUUCUGAAUACGCUUAUCGACUGGCAAUAGGAACAUACUAUUAUCAUGACUUUUCUUCUCUCAUUACAAACAACUGUUCUCAUCAUAGUAAAAAGGAAAAUUUAAAUUCUCCAACACCGUGAUCUAUUUCUACGUAGUCCCAAUUCCCAAUUCCCACUUGUAGUAAAUACCUUCAGAACGUGCAAAGAUCUAUCGGUCUCACAUUGGAUUUCAAUCGCUUUCAUGUUUUUCGUUUUAGCGACCCGGGUCAGCGAUCUCUGCCACGUCCGAUUUGUCUAACAAACCAUGACAGGUUGAGUGUCUAAGUUGCAGACUAUCGUCGCUGGAUGACUGGCUUUUAAAGUAGUUCAAACUAUACAAUUCUCAAGAUUUGAUUGGAAAUUUCCCCCUCUAGCGGCUAUACAUUGUUUUUUAAAUCAGUUCAAGGAAUUUUGCUUUAGAUCAAGGUAAAACUGGCCAAUUUCUUCGUCUUAAUGCUCCUUAUAUCAUUUCCAGUUUUUCGAGAGGUCAUGUGUGCUUACGAGUGUCACAAACACAAUCAUGGAUCAUUAAUCAGGCAAAAACAGUUUAUCAUAUACGCACUUACACAUAUCAUGAUAAUAAUGAAACUCUCACCCCUGCAAAUUCAUCUCAUUGUAUUUACUAUCGAUAUGAAUGUUGUGCGGUAGCCACACCACCUCGACCGAAGUAAUCAAAUUGACAGAGAUAAAUGCUAAAUUUGCUGACAUAGUUAUUGUUUGCAUAUUUGCACAGAUGCGUUUAUUUCUACCAAUAAAUUAUUUAAGUGUUCGAAUUAUUUGUCAAAGGAAUUGAGCUCACCCCUUAAUGUGUAAUAAAUAAGGCAACAAAGGUAUAGCUAGCCAUAUUGAGAAAUAAAUAGAUCAGCAUCAUUAAAUAAGUAGUUCAGCUCUCAUUCGCGUCGAGACCAAUUGCGAACUUUACUACUUUGAGUUAAAAGGUAAUAAUUAGGUGACAUAGCAGCGUAACACGUGGUCACAUUAGUCACAUGGUUUCGAUGAUUCUAUCCGCAGAUCUUUCUGAAUAGUUUAAGACUUCAGUCGCGUUUUUCACUUGUUUAUCGAAAUCAUGCUCUAUUCCAACGUAGCUGGUACGCUGGGAGACUAAAACUGUCUUACUUUGCUGGUUGCGUAUUCUACUGGUUUAGCAAAUUGUCCUUUUUCUUCUACAGUGAAAAAGGCAUUUCAUAUUUUUUUGGUCUUCUGUAAGAUCACAAUCUUUCAAGAUAACCUGGGUUUUUAUAAGACAUUAUCGC
Molecule: messenger RNA, 14176 nt
Organism: Pocillopora meandrina
Lineage: Eukaryota; Metazoa; Cnidaria; Anthozoa; Scleractinia; Pocilloporidae
Source: the annotation of a GenBank genome assembly